AUGGACAGUAACCAAGACAAAAACGUGUUCUCGGAACUAACCGACGACAUCGUUUUGAACAUCUUCUACAACCUCGAAGACGAUCCUCGCCACUGGGCUCGCUUGGCCUGCGUCUGCACCAAAUUCUCUUCCCUCGUCACCGAUUUCUGUUGGAAGACCAAAUGCUCCCGCACCAUCCCCACCGACCUCCUCUCCGCCUCCGACCACCCUCCGCUCUCCCUCCACAAACUCACCGUCUGCUGCCCCGGCCUCCGCCAUGCCGGCCUCCUCUUCGACACCUCCGACUUCGGCCUCGAACGCGACCUCGGCCUUGACCUUGCUAAUCACUCUUCCCUCUCCUAUCCUACACCACCGCCACCACAACCACAACCACAACCGCAACCACAACCUCAAUCUCAACAAACAAUAUCCGAAUCGAAUUCCUCUUCUUCUUCUUCGUGUUGGUCGCUUUUUGAUGACCUCUACUACGACACGCUCUACGUGCCGACGGAAUCGGAGACGCCGCGGCUGGCGGAGCCGGUGAGCGCGGGCGUGGUUUCGAUUGGCGCGUGCAAGAGGCGGAAGGUGUCCCGCGCGUGGCGGUCGCACCUGGCGUCGGGGAGCUGGAGCCUGAGUCGGGAGCAGGGGAGUAAGCUGUUAGGGAGGCAGUUCCGCGACGAUAUCCUGUACGUGUGCGACUGGCCGGGGUGCGUGCACAAGGAGGAGAAGAGGAAGUACCGGCUCUUCAGAGGCGUUUUCAAGAACUUCAAACGUACUAGGGUUUGGAGAACCAUUCACGACGGCAACAAAAAGAAGCUGGAUCUGCCCUGCGCCUUCUGCGCCUGCAAAUUCACCUGGGAUCUCCACUCGGCCUUCUGCCUCCGCCGCGUAUUCGGCUUCCACGACGACGGAGAGCCUGUGAUUCCAAAUCUUUGCUUGCCAAAUUCCUCAGGAAGUAUUCUUCUCUUGGCAGAUUUCUUUUUCUUUCUCUUCACCAUUGCUCAAGUUUCUUCUUUCUCCAUUCGCAUUAACCAUUUUUGUUUGUGUUUUGAUCUCAAGUUUUAA
This is a messenger RNA of Sphenostylis stenocarpa, 1044 nucleotides long. Lineage: Eukaryota; Viridiplantae; Streptophyta; Magnoliopsida; Fabales; Fabaceae. The record is from the annotation of a GenBank genome assembly.